AUGUGUUUGUAUCACUACCUCUACUUCUCGACUUGUCAACACGGCGAGCUUAGCCAGAUCACCUAUUGCGACAAGGCGAAAGCACUUGGCCUAGCUAAGCGAGACAGUCUUUCGCAGGACAGCACCAGCGCAGGCAUCGACCAAAACACUCAACCAGUCAUCUCAUCGUCGCUGUCCCAACCGCGGACGUCGUUUGCUGCGAGCAGUCCUACCGCUUCACAUUCACAUCGUCAGCAACAACAUCGCACCAUGGCAACUUUAUCACCUUACAAGGCUCGCACAGCACUUGGCUGCGGUGCCACCGCAGUCGACACCAAACUACCGUCACCUCACCGCGCGGCUUUGACUCCCCGCUCUGUGCUCCCGGAAGUCGGCGUCCCGAGUUCAUCAGGUGAAUCCUCGCGCGCAGCAUCGACAUCAGCUGUGCAAGCUUUACACGCAUUGAACAGCCGCGAUACGCGUGACGGCACGCUGAGGCUGACUACGCGAGAUCUGUAUCAAAGUAUACAGCACCACACAGCCUCAACACCUAGCACUUUCGCCCAAUCUAGCGAUUCUGACGCCGAGACAACUGAAGCCUUGUCCGAAGCAAGCGUCGAGAUUAUCACAGAGCGAGGGUCUUUGCAAUACAACGAUGUCAGAUCUGCGAGCCCGCGCAAGCCUCUUCCAGCGCAGUGGUUGCCAGCAACCGAUUUGUCCACUUUCUUGAUAGCACAGCGAACCGACGCACACGAAGACGCGAAGAGCCCUGCUAGUGGCUCUCCUGUGGAGCGUAAAACCGUUCGACUUAGGCGCGGUCCACUUGAUGUUGGUCAGCCGAACACAGAAGGAGUGUCUUUCCUGACAAAGGAAGCUCUCGACGCCGUCGAUGCCAAUAUCGCGCCCUCUACGCUUCGGCGCAGUCCGAGCAAGAUCCAACCCUGUCCUGCAAGAGCUCCUUGGAAUAGCCCAGCUGCGUCACCAAAGGUUGCAAGUUUACGGAAAAGCGCUGGAUCGCCUACGAGAUCGUCGCCGCCUCGAAUCAAGCACCUGAGCUCUCAUGUGACUGCUGACCAUAAACGUACACCCAGUAGUGUUACCUCUACAGGUGCCACCUCGUUUUACACGGCUCAUGGCUCGCCGGUAAGAAGUCCGGCGCUGUCGCAGACCAGCUUUGCAUCAACGGACGUCUACCACGACAAUAUGGAGCAUCUUGAAGGCAGACUAGAGGUCACCCCAGCAAGAGGAAAUGCAGGCCUUCGAACGCGAGCGUCGAGACCGGAACUAACCAUCAACAUUCCGCCUUCAAAUCUUACACUCGAUGCCGAACGGCUGUCAGCUACGACCCUAGCGUCGACUACAAGCAGUACAGGCUCAGGCAUCCGCCACGGCAUCAGUCCAGCCUCACCGUCGCAGUCAUCUCGCAUUCCCCGUAUGGCGUUGACCAAAGGUAGCAGUGCGCGUGCUCCCACGCUCAGCUCAAGCCUAAAGCAGACCAAAUCCACUCAAACACUAAAAUCGCCAAAAGCUGCGAAGCGGGCACACGGUGAAGACCGCCCAAGCAUGUCGAAAGCUUCGGGUGCGAAGUCUCUGCGUCAUGUUCGCACGAUUGAUAGCUCAGGCUCUACACCCAUCCUGUUGGACCGCCAAAUUCGUGACUACAGUGAACCAGCGAGCGUCGUUGGCGUUGCGACCACCACCACUGAGCGCACAACGCAGACCUCGGAUACCGAUCUACUUACGUCGCAUCGACAAGACACGGCUUUGGAAACAAAACGAGUCUAUCAGCCCACUCAUUCGAGUAACACGUUGUCCACUGCUUCCCGUGUUACAAGCGCAUCAACUGUCAGAGCGCCUCGAACUGUUGAGGAUCCUGCUUCGACAGACUCUGUCGUCAUCUACAGUCGCAAACAGCCAGUGGACUUGAGUGUCCUUCACUCCAGCGAUGCGGAUGAUGAAUAUGACGGCUCCACGGCCUCAGUACCUGGCUCGGGUAGUGGCAUGCAAACCGAUUCCCCGGUUCGAGGUCGCAGCGUGCAGUACAACCCCAGCAUCCAACGUGCGACCGUGAGUGAGGUCUCGACGAAGUCUGGCUUGACCUCAGAUCUACGAGCCACCGCAACAGAGUUCAUUCCAGAACUCAAAGCUGUUGAGGAUGAUACGGCUGACCAGCCUACUCAAGCUGCCAAAAUGCAUGACAUGCAAGCUCUGGACGGAUAUGGCAUACCUUGGUUUUAUCACAUGUAUCCGGUGCCUGUACUGUAUCCUCCUGUUUGGCCAACCGGCAGAUCCAGGUCGCCAAAAAAGUUUCGACACAAAAAGCAGCGCUCACCUGUCCGUUCACCGACCGAGAAUCUGUUAGCUCGAGAUGAGAUAGCACUUUCUAUCGAGGACAAGGCAACAGCAGGCGCUAGCGAGAGUGCCCAUGUCAAGGAGUCUGCAAGAGGCCCGGACAAGAUAUCAGAGUCAUUUGCCACGACCCAUGGAGCUUCCAACGGCCCCUUCGCUGCUCAAUUUGACAUGAUCGCUCGCCAAGCCACCCUACAGAACAACACCAACGGCAUGCAGCAACCUCUGGAAGUCGAUCUGACAGCCGUCCGCAAUGUCCCCACUUACGGUACUUUGCGUCAGCUGGGUCACAACACCGUACCCUCACGACGUCGAAACCACCGCCAGGCAGGUAAUGGGCUGUACGGCGGUCGUGGCAAUGUCGGUGUACCACUGUACGCAACUGUGCCCUUCCCUGAUCCCGUGGCGCCAAUGGGACGACCCACUGAAUGCUACAGCAGGAACCCUGAAGAUUACUUUGGUCACACGACCGGAACUAGGGCGUGCGGCACGAUCGAGAUUGAAAGAGCGGCUGAGCAUGGGGGCGAACUUGUAUGCAACACUUGUGCACCGGAUUACUGA
Molecule: messenger RNA, 2889 nt
Organism: Ascochyta rabiei
Lineage: Eukaryota; Fungi; Ascomycota; Dothideomycetes; Pleosporales; Didymellaceae
Exons: 5
Coding region: 1-2889 (962 amino acids)
Source: RefSeq, a predicted model, not a curated record